Molecule: messenger RNA, 1398 nt
Organism: Lathyrus oleraceus (garden pea)
Lineage: Eukaryota; Viridiplantae; Streptophyta; Magnoliopsida; Fabales; Fabaceae
Exons: 1
Coding region: 1-1398 (465 amino acids)
Molecular function (GO): nucleic acid binding; RNA-DNA hybrid ribonuclease activity
Source: RefSeq, a predicted model, not a curated record
AUGGAGUAUUUGCAUGAACCUCCUAUUUUAAUGCCUCCUGUACCCGGAAAGCCAUUGAUCAUGUACCUCACUUUCCUUGAGGGAUCCAUGGAAUGCGUCCUUGGCCAACAUGACGAAACUGGUAUAAAGGAGCAUGUUAUAUACUACUUAAGUAAAAAGUUCACUGAUCACGAAAGUAGGUAUUCAAUGCUUGAAAAGACUAGUUAUGCAUUAGCUUGGGAUGCCAAACGCUUAAGACAAUACAUGCUCACUCAUACAACAUUGUUGAUCUCUAAGAUGGACCCCGUCAAGUACAUCUUUGAGAAGCCUGCUCUAACCGGUAUAGUAGCCCGAUGGCAAAUGGCGUUAACCGUGUACGACAUCCAACAUGUAACUAAAAAGGCCAUCAAAGGGAGUGUAUUGUUCGACUAUCUUGUACAACAUCCCUUGGAGGACUACCAAUCUAUGUGUUUUGAAUUUCCCUAUGAAGAUAUCAUGUUGAUUAGGGAUUGCAACAUCCCCAGCCCUGAGGAAGGACCCGAUCCUGGAUCCCGAUGGACCUUGGUUUUGGAUGGAGCUUCUAACGCUCACGACAAUGGCAUUGGAGCAGUUAUCACCUCCCCAACUGGUUUUCACCUCCCCUUCACCGCAAGGUUGUGUUUUGAAUGUACAAAAAAUAUGGAGGAGUACGAGGCUUGUAUCUUCGAUAUUGAAGCUGUAGUUGAUCUUAAGAUCAAAAAUCUUGAAGUCUACGGAGAUUCAGCCUUGGUGAUCAGCCAAGUCAAGGGAGAUUGUGACACUAGAGAUCACAAGCUCAUUCCUUACAAGGAGCAUGUCUUAUUACUAGUCCCCUACUUUCAUGAGAUCAUAUUCCAUCACAUCCCUCGAGAGAAGAAUCAGCUAGCCGACGCAUUGGAAACUUUGGCAUCCAUGUUUAAGGUCAAGUGGAAGAAUGAAGCACCACCCUUUCACCUCAACUACUUGGACGAGCCUGUUUAUUGUUUGGUGGCUGAAGCGGAAGUCGAUGGUUAUCCUUGGUUCUAUGAUAUCAUGAGAUUCCUAGAAUGCCAAGAAUACCCUAAGGACGCAUCCAUUACCGACAAGAAGUACCUUCAGAAACUGUCUUCCAAAUUAUCCUUAAGUGGAUGGGCAAUGUAUAAGAGAAAUUAUGAUUCGGUUUCGCUAAGAUGUAUGAACAAGCAAGAAACAAACCAAAUCAUAAUGGAAAUCCAUGAAGGCUCCUUUGGGAUGCAUGCCAGCAAACACACUACGGUGAAGAAAAUUUUGAGGGUCAGUUAUUAUUGGAUGACUAUGGAGGUUGACUGUCACCGCCACGUCCAAACAUGCCAUAAAUGCCAAAUUUACACCGACAAGAUCCAUGUUCCGCCAAUGCCGCUCAAUGUAUUGACAUCUACUUAG